Molecule: messenger RNA, 1266 nt
Organism: Coccomyxa subellipsoidea C-169
Lineage: Eukaryota; Viridiplantae; Chlorophyta; Trebouxiophyceae; Coccomyxaceae
Product: xylose isomerase domain-containing protein
Exons: 8
Coding region: 23-1048 (341 amino acids)
Source: RefSeq, a predicted model, not a curated record
UACUCCAUCAAAACUGGUCAUAAUGUCUGCUUUGAAGUGCCCACUCCUCAACAAAUACCCUCUGACCAGACCUUCUCUAGGCAAGCCAAAGUGUGGUGCUGUAUCCACCAGGGCUGCUUCACAGGUCGUCAACGCAGCUGCUGUACUGCCGAAAAAUCUGAUAGGUAUCCAUUCAGGCGUUUUUGUCGGCGACUGGAGACCAGAGGAUGCUGAACGUGCAGUGAAGGGCGCGAAGGAAGCCGGCUUUGAUCUGAUCGAAUUGAACCUGUCUGUGCCAGAGGAGGUGGAUGCAGAUCUCACGAAGAAGGUCCUCCGAGACUAUGAGCUUCAAGCCUCGGGCUCAUUGGGGCUCUCCAGGGCAACAGACAUCUCCAGCAGUGACACUGAGAUCAGGAGAAAUGGGAUCAAGCUGCUGUCAAAUGCUCUGAAGGCCCUGAAUGUGGUGGGUGGCAAGUACUUCAUUGGGGUGAAUUUCGGAGCCAUGGACAAAUACAGGGAACCGCUGACAGCUGAGCAAUGGAAGCACUGCGUUGCUUCUCUGAAGGAAGUGGCGUCAGAGGCAGCAGACUAUGGGAUUGAGUACGGGCUGGAGGUGGUCAACAGAUAUGAGACCAACAUCCUCAACACCGCCCAGCAGGCAAAGGAGCUGGUAGGGGACAUUGGCCUGGACAAUGUCACAAUCCACCUGGACACGUACCACAUGAACAUUGAGGAGAACAGCAUGGAGCAGGCGAUUCAGGCGGCAGGCAACAAGCUUGGGUACAUCCACAUUGGCGAGUCCCAUCGGGGAUACUUGGGCACCGGGUCUGUGGAUUUCACUGGGCUGUUCAGGGGGCUGGCUGCCAGCGGUUACACAGGGCCGCUCACCUUUGAGAGCUUCUCCUCUGCAGUCGUCAGCCCAUCCCUGUCCAACACACUCUGUGUAUGGCGCGACCUGUGGGAUGAUCCCGAUGACUUGGCUGUCAAGGCGCAUGGCUUUAUUGAAAGCAACUGGGCAGCAGCCUACCAACUUUACAGCCGGCCAAAGGCGUGGUCCAAGCCUGUCUAGGGUAAUGUGGUACUUCCUUUCUAGUGGUCCUGUGCCAAUGCGUCCAUGUCAGGCACUUGAAACUUGAGAUGCGCACUUUGCCACGAAUUGAGAGGUUGCUUGUUCGUUCUUGCGGGAGGUUUGUUCCUGCAUUUGAAAGCUGCCUUUGUGGUCGCCAAAAGCUGCCUUCUUAUGUGGAGUCCCCCAUUAAGUCGAUAGUAUGUAACUUGGUCGUCAUG